Molecule: messenger RNA, 1051 nt
Organism: Durio zibethinus
Lineage: Eukaryota; Viridiplantae; Streptophyta; Magnoliopsida; Malvales; Malvaceae
Source: RefSeq, a predicted model, not a curated record
UACUCGAAGCCAUUACUAAAUUUAAGGUCAGAGAACAAAGAAAGAGAAAGAAAAAGAGAUAGAAAGUGAGUGAAAGUUAUCAAAGGAUGAAAACCAGAGUGAUUGAGCCUGAAGAUCAAAUGGCUCUUAUCCCCCAAAUGUAUCCUGGUUUAUACACUCCAAUUGCACCACAGCAAGCAGGGGAAUCAAAGCGUCGACGGCGGCGGAAGAAGAACAAGGGAGGGGAAAGCAGCCUGUCAGGGGCUAAAAAAAGGAAGCUCAGCCAGGAACAAGUUAAUCUUCUUGAACUUAAUUUUGGUAAUGAACAUAAACUUGAGUCUGAAAGGAAAGACCGCCUUGCUUCCGAGCUGGGUCUUGAUCCUCGUCAGGUAGCUGUUUGGUUCCAAAACCGAAGAGCUCGUUGGAAGAACAAGAAGCUGGAGGAAGAGUAUAGCAAGUUGAAGUCGGUCCAUGAAGGUGUUGUUCUUGAGAAAUGCCGCCUUGAAUCCGAGGUUCUAAAGCUUAAAGAGCAACUUUGUGAGGCAGAGAAGGAAACCCAACGGCAGGCAGAACGAGGGGAUGGGGUUUCGAGUAAUAGUCCAAGCUCAUCUCUGUCAAUGGAAGCCAUUGAUCCACCUUUCCUGGGGGAACUUGGAGCAGAUCAAGGAUAUGAAGAUGUUUUCUACAUAUCAGAAAACAGUUACAUUCUUGGCCUGGAGUGGAUGAAUCUGUAUAUGUAAAUUAAGUAGGGAGUGCAUUUUUAGUGUGUGUAGAUAAUUAUGCCAUCCAAUGUAAAUUAAUCCUUAAUUUUCUUUCUUAAGUAGUGUUUUAAUUUUCAUCCGAAUAUAAUUUAAAAAUGUAUUAUUAACCGUCCAUUUGAAUGGAAUGUAAAAUUAGUUUUAGAAGAGACAUUCAUUCAUCUCAUCCAUGAAAUUCAGAACAACAAUUUUUCCUUCCAAAAAUACCAGCCAAUUUCCCGAUCGACUCAAAAUUUUAACACCAAAAUGAAGAGCAGAUAAAAUGUAACUUUUAUAGCAAGAUUAUGACAAUGACAAGGAUUAUGAUAAUGGUU